Messenger RNA from Dendrobium catenatum, 1924 nucleotides. RefSeq names its product IAA-alanine resistance protein 1. The record is from RefSeq and is a predicted model, not a curated record. Gene Ontology annotation, cellular component: membrane. The coding region runs from base 125 to 1663 and encodes 512 amino acids. NCBI's taxonomy places the organism in Eukaryota, Viridiplantae, Streptophyta, Magnoliopsida, Asparagales, Orchidaceae. Gene Ontology annotation, molecular function: zinc ion transmembrane transporter activity. Gene Ontology annotation, biological process: intracellular zinc ion homeostasis; zinc ion transmembrane transport. The transcript has 12 exons.
UUUUAUUGCGCUGGUGCCGGUGUGGCGGUGUGGGUUAGGGCAAAGCGAGGCAGGGGUUACGCGGCCUUAACUGUUAACUGUAGCCUCCUAGUCAGCGGAUUACCUGAGCGUGCCCCUGACGCCAAUGGCGCUCCUCGCAAUCCCUGCGAGGCGGAGUCUCCCCUGCGGCCACUUACUCCUUGUUGCUACCUGGGCGGUGGUUGUCCUAUGUGUCGCAACUGAAAAGGCCUCGCCUUCCUGCCGUUUCUCUUCUCCGGCCUUUUCCGACGAUCAGCACCAUCAUGCUCAUCAUGAUCAUGAUCAUCAUCAUCAUCAUCCACACGAACAUGAUCAUGAUCACGAUCACGAUCAUGGAGAGAUUCAAAGUCGGAAGCUUCCGGAGGAAUUGGCGGAGGAGGAAGAUCUGGCUCGGGAGGGAUUUGGCUUCAACCACCACCACCACCACCACCGCAAUCACCACCACUACCAUCGCCAUUUCCACUCCAAUGACGGUUCUGAACAUGAGAUAUCUCGUUUAGGUAUUUGGGUACGAGCCAUGGGAUGCUCACUGCUUGUGAGCAUGGCGUCACUGAUCUGCCUUAUCAUAUUGCCUCUGAUAUUCUUUCAGGGGAAACCUUCCAGGGCGGUGGUAGAUUGCUUGGCUGUAUUUGGGGCCGGAGCUAUGCUUGGUGAUGCUUUUCUUCAUCAAUUACCGCAUGCCUUUGGUGGCAAACAUUCUCACUCGCAUGAUAACCAUAUAGACAGUUUUGGCGAGGCGGAUCAUGAGCAUGGACAUUCACAUGCUCAUUCACUUGAAGAUCUUUCAGUUGGGUUGUCAAUGCUGUUGGGAAUUGUUCUUUUCUUCCUUGUUGAGAAGAUUGUAAGAUAUGUUGAAGAUCAUUCUCCCAAUGGAGCUAACAACCUCAUGCAUGGUCAUAAUCAUCAUCAUCAUAAGCAACAACAGAAACUAAAACAUGAUGGAGAGGUUACUAGUCAGCAGCUGUCUGAUUCAAAGAAUCGUGAAACAGUGGAUAUGAUUUCAGAAACGGAAUUGAAUGGUCAAUCUGAUGCAAGGCUAAAAAAUGACAAGAAUGAUAAAUGGGAAAAUCUUCGCAAGAGAACAACUUUUGAUGGUGUUGCGAGUGAGGAUGAAAAAGAUGUUGACAGUAGAAAUGUUCAAGGCAUCCAGAAGCAGCCAUCUUUGAAUGAGAUUGUUCCUGUUCAUACAUCAUCGAACUUGGUGUUUGGUUACCUCAAUCUCUUCUCUGAUGGAGUUCAUAAUUUUACGGAUGGAAUGGCCUUAGGAAGUGCAUUUUUACUACAUGGAACAGUUGGAGGGUGGUCUCGGACAUUGUUUUUGCUUGCACAUGAGCUUCCCCAAGAGGUAGGUGAUUUUGGGAUUUUGGUUCGCUCAGGAUUUUCGAUCUCCAAGGCCCUUUUCUUUAAUUUUUUGUCAGCAUUAGUUGCCCUGGCUGGAACUGCUUUGGCUUUGGUGCUUGGCAAAGACCCUGGACAGUCUUCUUUGAUAGAGGGAUUCACUGCGGGGGGGUUCAUCUAUAUAGCGGUUGCAGGAGUCCUCCCAGAAAUGCAUGAUGGGAAAACAACAAUUAGAAGCACAGGUAUUCAGUUGACCUCUCUAUUAGCUGGAAUGGCUGUUGCUCUCUGUAUCUCUCUUGUAGAAUGAUCUUUUUGCAUAUAUAUGGUUGCUAAACCCUUGAAUUCAGGGAGGGUUUUGUGAUUGUCAUCUUGUUACAUUUAAUUAUUUUUGGUCGCUGUCGAAUUGUCAAUUUAAAUUGUUGGCUUUCUUAGCACAGCUGAUUGAAGGAUACGUUAGUGGCAAUCGAGCUUUUUAAAAGAGAGAAAAUGUGAUUGCAUUGAUAUUUUGUAAAAGAUGCAGUAAAAUGUAUGUUAUGUUUCUUCUAAACAUGACGUUUAAUUGUUUGAA